CCUCACACUCCCUCCCCUUCCUCUUCCUCUCGUCGUGAAGCCUCGUUCUCUCUUUCUAUCUAUCUCUCUCUCUCCGUAUAUUAUAAUAUCCUAUGACGUUGACAUUGGAUAGGCCCUGCGCUCCUCUCGUCGCGAUCGCCAUCGCCAUCGCUCUCGCCGCCCCGCCCCGAUCGCGAUCCCUCCAAUGGCGGAGUCCGCGCCCGAGGCCGAGGUGGGGGUUGGGAGGGUCUCGGGGGCCCUCGUGGCCGUAGCGAGGGAGAUCUCCGCGGUGGGCGGCGGCGCCGCAGCCGAGAUCGGGGCCGAUCGCCUCCGCCUCGCCCGUAAGGUCUCGCUCCUCUCCCACCUCCUCGAGGAGAUCGCGGGUUUCGCCGCCCGGGGAGGCGGGAUCCCCGCGGCGGCGGCGGCGGCGGAGGGGGAGGCUUCGUCGUCGACGUCGUCCUCGGCGGCGGCGGCGGAUCCGGUGGCGCGCUUGGAGGAGCUUCUGGUGGCGCUCGAGGCGGCUAAGCGGCUCCUCCUCGUCGGCCGCGGAUCCCCACUUCCUCCUUCGGAGAACGCCUCUGAUACGGAGGGAAAGAAUAUUGCUGUACAGUUUCAAUAUGUGACGUGGUUGUUGGAGAAAGCUCUUGCAGAACUGCCGUAUGAGUACUUUGAAAUUUCAGAUGAAGUCCAAGAACAGGUUCUACUGGUGUGUGCACAACUCAAAAGAGCAACAGAGAAAAAUGGGAUUCCAGAUGCCGAACUAUUUCCGGAAAUUCAUGACUUAUUAUCUUGCUAUGAGAAAGAACUCAAACAGCGAGCAGCAAAUGAGUCCGAGACAUUGCAGAUAAAGAAUAUUGUAGAUGGAAACCAUGAUCUCCGCGAAACUGUUAUGUUGAUUGCAAAAAUAAAUGGGAAGUCUAACGAAGUUGUUGAGGAGCUAACAUCCUUUGUAAUCGAAAGGCUUGAGAAGGCUAAAACCACCAAUUCUUUGAAAUUUGUGGGACCCGAUUGCGAUGUAGUAAAGAAGACCUCGGAGGAAGAUAAGAAAUCCGAAUCUCUAGUCAUUCCUGCAGAUUUCCUUUGUCCAAUAUCUCUGGAGCUGAUGAGGGAUCCAGUUAUCGUAUCCACAGGACAGACUUAUGAGCGCUCUUUCAUUCAAAGAUGGAUUGACUGUGGAAACAGGACCUGCCCAAAGACUCAACAGAAGCUCCAAAACCUCACACUGACCCCUAAUUAUGUGUUAAGAAGCUUAAUAAUGCAGUGGUGCGAAGAAAAUGGUAUCGAGCAGCCAUCCAGAGCAACCACCGGAUGGAUCAGAAAGAGCGAUGGCUCUUUCCAAGAGGUCAGCGGCGACAGAGCCGCCAUUGAAGCCCUAGUUCGCAACCUCUCCAGCUUAUCAUUAGAAGAGCGAAAAUCUGCCGCCGCCGAAAUAAGAUCCUUAGCAAAAAGAAGCACCGACAACCGAAUACUGCUUGCAGAAGCCGGAGCCAUUCCUGCCCUGGUCUCUCUCUUAUCAGUAAAAGACCAAAAAACCCAAGAACAUGCAGUGACCUCUCUCCUCAACCUCUCUAUAUACGACCACAACAAGGAACUAAUAGCUCUAGCCGGCGCUAUUCUCCCUAUUAUCCAAGUCCUUAAAUUCGGUAGCAUGGAGGCGAGAGAAAAUGCAGCAGCAGCAAUUUUCAGCUUAUCCCUCAUAGACGAGAACAAGAUAAGUGUUGGUAGCACACCGGGUGCAAUCGAUGCAUUGGUUGAUCUGCUACAAAGCGGCAGCGCGAGGGGGAGGAAGGAUGCUGCGACCGCACUGUUCAACCUGUGUAUUUACCAGGCAAACAAGGUCAGGGCGGUUCGGGCUGGGAUUCUUAGCCCGUUAGUGACGAUGCUUCAAGACUCGGCAAACAACGGGGCGAUAGAUGAAGCAUUGACUCUACUGUCGGUUCUUGUGAGCCACCAAGAUUGUCGAGUGGCUGUAACUAAGGUGAACACUAUUCCUAUUUUGAUAGACUUGCUGAGGUCGGGACAGCCACGAAAUAAGGAGAACGCAGCGGCUAUAUUGCUUGCUCUGUGCAAGAAGGAUAGUGAGAACCUCGCUUGCAUAGGGCGGCUUGGUGCGCUUAUUCCGCUCACCGAGCUCACAAAGACCGGCACGGACCGCGCCAAGCGCAAAGCUACUUCUCUUUUGGAGCAUCUUAGUAAGCUGAAGGUGCUCUGAAGGAAAUCUCAGCUUUUUUUUUUCUUGUUCCCUUUUUUUUUUUUCAUUCACCGAGAUCUUUCGGUACAUUAUUUGUGAUCGUGGAGCAAUUUUAUCGGCUUUCCGUCCAUUUGUUUUCAUUCUUUGCGAACUUGCAUGAGAUUGAUCUCCAUUUGUAACCUUCCAUUGAUUGGUAACUGUUGAUGAAAAGUUGAAGUUAUUGCAAUUUGCAUGUACCCUAUUGUGGAUAUUUACAACAUAGCAAUUCUUUAUAACAAUCAUGUCCUCUUUGGAGCUUCCCAUGA
Ananas comosus (pineapple) is the source of this 2475-nucleotide messenger RNA. RefSeq names its product U-box domain-containing protein 10-like. Bases 185 to 2191 code for a protein of 668 amino acids. Lineage: Eukaryota; Viridiplantae; Streptophyta; Magnoliopsida; Poales; Bromeliaceae. The record is from RefSeq and is a predicted model, not a curated record. Gene Ontology annotation, biological process: protein ubiquitination. Gene Ontology annotation, molecular function: protein binding; ubiquitin-protein transferase activity. The transcript is spliced from 4 exons. Gene Ontology annotation, cellular component: cytoplasm; nucleus.